This is a messenger RNA of Rhododendron vialii, 2385 nucleotides long. Its product is annotated as UTP--glucose-1-phosphate uridylyltransferase-like. Gene Ontology annotation, cellular component: cytoplasm; small ribosomal subunit; ribosome. NCBI's taxonomy places the organism in Eukaryota, Viridiplantae, Streptophyta, Magnoliopsida, Ericales, Ericaceae. Gene Ontology annotation, biological process: glycogen metabolic process; UDP-alpha-D-glucose metabolic process; translation. The coding region runs from base 330 to 2099 and encodes 589 amino acids. Gene Ontology annotation, molecular function: UTP:glucose-1-phosphate uridylyltransferase activity; structural constituent of ribosome. The transcript is spliced from 19 exons. The record is from RefSeq and is a predicted model, not a curated record.
AGUGAAAAAUUGGAAGUUGAAAGGCAAAGUAUAAGAAUUGCCUAAUACUUUACGGAGGUAAGAGUGCUAUUUACCCUAAUUCUCUUUUCCAACAGCAGCCCGUUACCAGGCGAGUGAAACCGCAGCGCCUCCGCACCGCGCCGCCCCGCCUUCACUCCCCCAUCGCCACCCUCCAGCAGCCACACCCUAUGCGUAUAUACAAAGGUAUAUCUAUACACACACAACACACCUACUCAUACACAUGACCCAUACAUUCAUUCACUAGCAGAAAAAAACCAACACUUUGAAACCAAUGACUGUUCAUCACUGAGCCAAGAAGAACACCAAAAAUGACGAUACAUUCGGCUGUGAUUCAAAAGCUGCUGAGCACAAACGCCCACCUGGGGCGCCGAGUGGCCGCCCACCACUUCAAGAUCUACACCUACGGCGCCCGUAACGGCGUGACCAUAAUCGACUCCGACAAAACCCUAAUCUGCAUCCGCAACGCCUGCCACUUCAUCUCCAACCUCGUCCGGCAGAAGGGCAAGUUCCUCUUCGUCAACACCAACCCCCUCUGCGACGACAUCGUCGACCAGAUGACCAAGCGCAUCGGCUGCGGCGCCGACUCCUCGUGGCGGCUCGGCGGGUUCUUGACCAACAGUGGCAGCCCCAAGAAAUUCAGGUCACGGAAUAAGAAGCUCCAUUUGGGGUCAACCCAGCCUCCAGACUGUGUUGUGAUUAUGGAUACAGAGAGGAAAUCGUCGGUUAUUUUUGAAGCUGAUAAGCUGCAGAUUCCGAUUGUGGGGUUGGUGAAUUCGGACAUGCCGUGGGAUGUUUACAAGAGGAUUACGUACCCGGUCCCCGCAAAUGAUUCGGUGAAGUUUGUGUAUUUGUUUUGUAAUUUGAUCACCAAGACUUUUCUGGUGGAGCAGAAGAGGUUUCAGGAAGUUGAUGACAAGCAACUGAGGCUUACAAAAGCUGAAAAUAGAGAGGAAUCAGAAAAUUUAAAGCAAAACAUGACGAGCAGUUCGAAGGAUGAAAACCCUGUUAUUCCUUAUGAAAGCUUAGAUCUCACUUCAGACGAUCCUCUUGAAACCAAACAGCUUUUGGACAAGCUUGUUGUGAUAAAGCUCAAUGGUGCUUUGGGAACAAAAAUGGGUUUUAGUGGACCCAGGUCUGCCACUGAAGUUUGCAAUGGCCUCACAUAUCUGGACUUGAUUAUUAAUCAAAUUGAGUCUCUCAAUUCUAAGCAUGGAUGCAAUGUUCCCUUGAUUUUGAUGAACACAAUCAGAACACAUGAUGGCACCCUGAAGGUAGUGGAGAAAUAUUCCCAGAAAAAUAUUGACAUUCUUCCGCUCUGCCAGAACCAAAGUCACCCAGUCGCCAGAGGACGGGACAGUGAGGAUGAAUCGGUUCUAUUUGAUCAUCAUGAGCUGUUCCUUUCCUUGAAGAACACUGGUACGCUCGGGGCAUUAUUGUUGCAGGGUAAGGAGUAUAUCCUUGUGGUGAAGUACGACAACCUGGGAACACUAAUUGACUCAAAAAUUUUAAAUCAUCUUAUCCAGAACAGGAUCCAAUACUGUACAGAGCUCUCAGAAAUGGCACAGAUGCCUGGCAAAAAUUCUCUGAAGAAGUCCAAACUUGUUGACACGGGUAACCUGUGGAUGAAUCUGAAGGGUGUGAAAAGGCUUGUUGAAACUGAUGGAAAGAAUGUUGAAAAUUAUCCACUUUCAAAGUCCUUUGAUCGUGCCAUUGAUGUUAAUGUUCCACAUUCUCGCUUCCAACCAAUGAUGUCAACAUCAGAUUUAUUUCUUUUCCAGUCAGAUCUGUACAGCUAUGGUGACAGCUUGAUUCGAAACAGUGCUCGAACAAAUUCUUUGAAUCCUUGUAUUGAACUUGGACCUGAAUUUGAAAAGCUCAGUGACUUCCAGAGUCGUUUCAAGUCAAUUCCUAGCAUCAUUGAGCUUGAUAGCUUGAAGGUGAUGGGUGAUGUUUGGUUUGGAACUGGCAUAACCCUUAAGGGCAAAGUCACCAUCAUUGCAAAACCUGGGGUAAAAUUAGAAAUUCCAGAUGGAGUGGUAAUUGAAAAUAAGGAGAUUUCUGACCCCAGCGAUAUAUAAGGUCUUCUUGAAGUUAUUGCUGCAAUAUGUUUUGUUGUAACAUAUGAUUCCUGUAGUGCAUCUUGGUGUACGCCUUCGAUUCAGUUUUGUUCCUCUAAAUUUUGUUUCUAAUUAUUUAGCAUAUUCUUUUUGUAUGGAAGAAAAACAUUAGUCAAGAGAUCGACCGAUGAAAUAAAUUUUCUUGAUCUGCCCUAUUCGCUUCAAGUUUGUAGGCUAUUGUUGUAUGGGGAAGUGAAACUUAUUCUCCCUUUUUGUUUAUCAAAGUAAAUUUAGCUUGCGCGAUUCA